This is a messenger RNA of Electrophorus electricus (electric eel), 8173 nucleotides long. RefSeq names its product myosin IXb-like (gene myo9bl). NCBI's taxonomy places the organism in Eukaryota, Metazoa, Chordata, Actinopteri, Gymnotiformes, Gymnotidae. Gene Ontology annotation, molecular function: microfilament motor activity; ATP hydrolysis activity; ATP binding. Gene Ontology annotation, cellular component: myosin complex; ruffle; lamellipodium. The record is from RefSeq and is a predicted model, not a curated record. Gene Ontology annotation, biological process: actin filament-based movement; lamellipodium morphogenesis; intracellular signal transduction.
CUCGCGGCGGUUUUUUCCUCUGAGCGCGCUGGCUCUGAGAGGAAGUGCGCUAGACACGGCAACCGAGUUCAGAAGUGAUGAACAUUGAGCUGUAAGAGGCUCUCAGAACUAUAAAAAAAUAAAAGGCAACGCCGUAAUCGUAUCUGCCAUUUGCAAGAACACCGUGGUUUCGGGAGAACAUGAAAAAUCCGACCGAGGAGCGCUAAUUUAGCCCGUCGGCUAGCUAGUUCGGCUUCAGCAGCACUGGAAACUCGUUUUCCCAGUCAGGACUUCUCGGACUUUCCAGGGGCGAUAUAUUGUCUAUGAAAUGCUUUCAACUUAGUAGGGAGGCUACCAAAAGAGGUGCUCGAUGGUGAGUCCCAGGGCAAUGCGUAAUGCUGAAACGACUCGCACGGAGUCAGAAUGAGUGUCACAGAUGGCGACGGGCCGGCUAGCCACGAUGGACGGGCCUACGUCCUCCAGAUCUACCCCCGUCUCUCCCUGGAGACGGCCCUGUGUUGCAAGCUCCAGGUUCACAAGGAGGCCACAGCAGCGGCGGUCAUCCAGGACGCAGCGGCCAGCCUGGGGCUGGACAGGGCCGGGCACUAUGUCCUGGCCGAGGUGAAGGAGAGCGGAGGGGAGGAGUGGGUGCUGGAGGCCACCGACCUCCCCGUGCACAGGGUCCUUCUCUGGCCCCGCAAGGCUCAGGACGAGCACCCGCAGAGCGACGGCUUCUACUUCCUGCUGCAGGAGCGCAACCGCGACGGAUCCAUCUGCUACGUGCACCUGCAGGGGGCAGCGGGUGCCGAGGCGGACUCCCAGCGGCUGGUCGCCCGUGGCUUCCUCCCGCCCCGCCAGGAGGAUGUGGCCGACCUGUGCAACCUGCCCACGCUCACCGAGGACACCAUCCUGGAGAACCUGCGCAGGCGCUUCAAGAAGAAGAAGAUCUACACGUACGCCGGCAGCAUCCUUGUCGCCAUCAACCCCUUCAAGUUCCUGCCCAUCUACAACCCCAAGUACGUCAAGAUGUACGAGAACCACCAGCUGGGCAAGCUGGAGCCGCACAUCUUUGCCAUCGCCGACGUGUCGUACUACGCCAUGCUUCGCAAGAGGAUCAACCAGUGCAUCGUGAUCUCCGGGGAGAGCGGCUCAGGCAAAACGCAGAGCACAAACUUCCUCAUCCACUGCCUCACUGCUCUCAGUCAGAAGGGCUAUGCCAGUGGCGUGGAGAGGACCAUCUUGGGAGCAGGCCCUGUGCUUGAGGCUUUUGGUAACGCAAAGACGGCCCACAACAACAACUCCAGUCGCUUCGGCAAGUUCAUUCAGGUCAACUACCUGGAGAGCGGCGUGGUUCGGGGGGCGGUGGUUGAGAAGUACCUGCUGGAAAAGUCACGCCUGGUGUCCAGAGAGAAAAAUGAACGGAACUACCAUGUGUUCUACUACCUGCUGGUGGGGGCCUCCGAGGCGGAGCGCAAGGAGUAUAAGCUCCUGCAGCCAGAAGACUACUACUACCUCAAACAGCAAAGCUUUGCCAUAGAAGACGCAGAUGACCUUCGACACGACUUUGAGAGGCUGCAGCAGGCUAUGGAGAUGGUGGGCUUCCUGCCCGCCACCAAGAGACAGAUAUUCUCCGUCCUGUCGGCCAUCCUGUACCUGGGCAACGUCACCUAUAGGCGGAAAUCCACCGGCCGGGAAGAGGGGCUCGACGCAGGACCUCCGGAGGUCCUUGCCAAUCUCUCUGACCUGCUCAAGGUCAAAGAGGAGCUGCUAGUCGAGGCCCUCACCAAGAGGAAAACGGUUACGGUGAACGAUAAACUGAUCUUGCCCUACAGCCACAGUGAGGCGAUUACAGCGCGGGACUCGAUGGCCAAGUCUCUGUACAGCGCCCUGUUUGACUGGAUCGUGCUGCGCAUUAACCACGCCCUGCUCAAUAAGAAGGACAUGGAGGAGUCUGUGGAGUGUUUGUCCAUAGGCGUCCUGGACAUCUUCGGCUUUGAGGACUUUGCGACCAACAGCUUCGAGCAGUUCUGCAUCAAUUAUGCUAACGAACAGCUGCAGUAUUACUUUAACCAGCACAUCUUCACGCUGGAACAGGAGGAGUAUCAGAUGGAGGGCAUCACCUGGCACAAUAUUGACUACACUGACAACGUGGGCUGCAUUCACCUCAUUAGCAAGAAACCCACUGGUCUCCUCUAUUUACUGGAUGAGGAAAGCAAUUUUCCUCAUGCAACAGAUAAGACCCUCCUGGCAAAAUUCAAACAGCAGCAUGAAAGGAACGCCUACUUUGUGCCCACCCCUGUGAUGGAGCCGGCUUUUGUCAUCCUUCACUUUGCUGGGAAGGUCAAGUACCAGAUUAAGGAUUUCCGUGAGAAGAACACGGAUCACAUGCGUCCGGACAUCGUCGCCCUCCUGCGGAGCAGCAACAGUGCCUAUGUGCGUCACCUGAUUGGCAUGGACCCCGUGGCCAUGUUCCGUUGGGGCAUCCUCCGCUCUGCACUGCGCGCCCUCGCCGCCUUCAACGAGGCCGGCCGCCGCCGGGCCGCCAAGAGCACCGGUGUGGUUCGUCCUAUCUCGAGAGUUCCGCUCGGCGAGCUACAGAGGGCCAACACGUCCAUUGAGAGGAUGUAUCGCCGUACCUCUAUGCUCGAUUUCUCCUUUGAUCUCUCAGAGGAGCGUCCCCUAGAGGCAUUCGAGGACAUCUUUGUUAGUUAUGAGAGCAAGAAGGACAUGCACGCCCAAAUUAUCAACUCCAUUAAGGACUUGCAGCUGGAUGGCGAGGACCCACGCAAGCUGCUUCAGUCCUGGGGUCCCCUGCGGUUCCCACGCCACCUCUUUCAGAAGAACAAGGGCACCAAAACCAAGCAGCUCAUUCCGAAGAACCUGCUGGACUCUCGCUCGCUCAAGUUCAUCGUGGGGCUUCAUGACCGCACCACCAAGUCCCUGCUGCACCUGCACAAGAAGAAGAAGCCCCCCAGCAUCAGUGCUCAGUUCCAGACUUCUCUCAGUAAGCUUCUGGAGACCCUGGGGAAGGCAGAGCCCUUCUUCAUCCGCUGUAUCCGUUCCAAUGCUGAGAAGAAGGAGAUGUGUUUUGAUGAGGCAUUGGUCUUGCAGCAGUUGUGUUACACAGGCAUGUUGGAGACUGUGCGUAUUAGGAGGUCGGGCUACGGUGCCAAGUACACCUUCCAGGAGUUCAUUGGCCAGUUUCGUGUUUUGCUGCCAAGGAAGGCUCCAUCUCAGGAAGACAUAUCAACUCUACUGCAGAACCUGGGCUUGGACAGCGAGACAUACCAGAUUGGCAAGACAAAGGUGUAUCUCAAAGAGCCAGAGAGGCAGAAGCUUCUGGACGCCCUCCAUAAAGACGUCAUGCGCAAAAUCAUCUUCCUACAGCGCUGGUUCCGAGCGAAACUGCAGAGGCGGCACUUCCUGCAGCUGAGGGCGGCCACUGUUUUUGUUCAGCGAUCAUGGCGAGUGUGCCAGCAAAGGCGGUGUUGGGCUGCUUCUCGGAUCCAAGCGACAUGGAGAGGCUCCAGACAGAGAGCUGUGUAUCGACAUCGCCGCACAUCGGUCACGAAGAUCCAAGCUCUCGUCAGAGGCCAGUCAGCGCGCAGGAGGUACCACUUUCUCCAGGAAGAAAAGAGGCAGAGAGAUGAGAAAGAGGCUCGGAGGAGGAGAGAGGAGGAGGAGGAGGAGGAGGAGGAGGAGGCAGCCAGGCAGGCAGCCGAGGCAGCCAGGCAGGUGCGUGAGGCUGAGGAGAGACAGAGGGAGGUGCAGGAACAGGCAGCCUGGCUUGCUCUACAAGCACAGAGACAGGAGGAGGAGCAGAGACAGGUUAAAGGUCAACAACCUUCAACAGUAACCAAGCCGACUGGGAGGAAAGCGAAGCCGGAGCUCGUCCAGGCUGAGGCUGGUCCUCAGCACAGAGCAGCAGUUGAGGAUGGUGGAAAGCAAGACUACGAGACUGUCUCCAUGGAGCUGAAUGAAAAAGAAAGUGAGGAGAAGGAUCCAGAAGACCACAAAGAUCUUAAAGCCUCCACCAUUGAGUUACCAGGAGAAACCAGUCCUAAGACAGCUGACACAGUUUUUCCAGAAGAGCUCACAGGCUCCAAAAUUACCUCCACAUCCUCUGUCCCAGAACGAGCUUCCACAUGUGUUUCACCCAAGGAAGACAAGGGUCCCCAGCCUGGCUCCCCUGCCACGCUGUCUGAGGCCUGCAGGCCUAAAGCUCCUCCCAUGAGCAAACUGACCACCUCCAGGAGCCAGGAGAAGAGGGAGCUCCGGCGUCAGCGCGGCUUGGAACACAGCCACAGGGAGAGUGUGCGGGCAGCGUCGGUGGGCAAAGACGAGCCCGUGCCGAAGCCCGAGAGCCGGCACGCCGAGCGAACGGACAACAGAGAACUGGACCAGUACACCUUCGUAGCCUGGAAGGUAGAGAAGGCCAAAAAAGAGUCCAAGGACGAGGGGGAGAAAGUCAAAAGAGACACCAAAGACAGAGGAGAGGUGCCUGAGAGGGAGGCCAAGGAGGCCGCCGCCUGCCCGGUCCGACCCACCGUCUUGGCCCUGGAGGUGCCAGGCUCCAAGCCUGAAAGGAGCCACCGCAGUGAACUGCCCGGCCUCCCCGGCACUGACACGCAACAGGCUGCCAGCAAGCCCAGCGCCGCCAAGGACACUGCUGGUGUGGAGAAGAGCCGGAGCAGCAGCGGCCAACCCGAGAGCAGCCCGCCUGCAUCCCGAAACCAGGGGGACAAGAAGCACAAGAUGCUACAGAUGUCGUUGUCUCGAUCGUUAGACGAUGUCUACGAGAUGGAUGGUACAGGAUCCCUGCGGGACAUCCCCGUGGGUGUGCAGACCCUGCCGCGCGUCGUGGAGGUGCCGCACGGAGGAAAGGCCUGCGCCGCAAAGAGAGCCGCCCACCAGGACGGCCCUCCCGUCCCUCCGGCCACCCCAGAGAGGCCAACAGGAUUCCUCCGGAAGAUUCUGAAGAAACGUCCUCAUAAGGAGGCCCAGACUCCAGAGGACGGCGAGCUCACCAUGGCGGCUGCGUUAGCAGAGAAAACGGAAGUCCCCUGUCCCUCGAGGCCACAUCACCUGGAACCACCCACCGGCCGUCUUAGUCGGAACCCCACUAUUAAGAUCAGCAGAGCGACGCGCGUGACCGAGCAGUGGAACGCCUCACUAGACCGAGAAAUCACCAACGCCAACGAGCUCCGCCACCUCGACGAGUUCCUGGGGAAUCAGGUGAACGAUCUGCGCUCUAGAGGAAAACAGUUGUCAGGAACUGAGAACAUCUUUAUCACAGCCACCAUGCAGUUCAGAGAGAACAUCAAAAGCAUGUACUCUCUCCCGAAGCCGCACACAGGCUACAAGGGCCUGAUGAGGAGCUACCAGAAAAAGGUGAUCAGUUUGGCGGGAGAGAAGCAGAAGGGCGAGGUGCAGCUGGUGGUCAACCUGUUUCAGUCCGUGCUGGACGGCUUCAUCCGAGGAGAGAUCAAAAGGGAGGAGGCUGAACCUGCCAAGCCUCCUAAAGGUCGUAAGAAAAGGCGCAAGAAAGACAAGAAUUUGGAGAGUCCCUUGGACCACAUGUUCACCCACUACCAGGUGAACGUCAUGCAGUCGUGUGACCAGUGCUCCUCCUACAUAUGGGGCAUGGAGAAGGCCUACAUGUGCAGCUGUUGCAGAAUGGUUUGCCAUAAAAAGUGCUUGAGCAAAAUUGUCACAGACUGCUCCACCUUCUGCUCGAAGAAGACUGAGGAGGACUCGGGUUCACAACACUUCGGCGUUCGUGUAAUCCACCUGACCAGUGACAAGGUCCCGGUACCCGUGGUGCUGGAGAUCAUGCUGGAGCACGUGGAAAUGAACGGCCUGUACACCGAGGGCAUCUACAGGAAGUCCGGCUCCGCCAACCGCAUGAAAGAGCUCCGCCAGCUCCUGGAAGCCGACCCAAAUAAGGUGUGUUUGGAAGAUUACCCCAUCCAUGCAGUGACUGGCCUGGUUAAACAGUGGCUGAGGGAGCUGCCUGACCCCCUCAUGACCUUCCACCUUUAUAAUGACUUCCUCCAUGCCGUAGAACUACCUGAGAAGCUGGAGCAGGUGCAUGCCAUCUACAGAGUGGUAGAGCAGCUCCCGCAAGCCAACUUCUGCACUCUGGAGAGACUCAUCUUCCACCUAGUCAGGGUGUCACGAGAGGAGAAGAGCAACCGCAUGACCCCAAACUCUCUGGCUAUUGUUUUUGCCCCCUGCAUUUUGCGCGGACCCGACAGUGAUGACCCCCUCCUCAGUAUGAAGGACGUGGCCAAGACAACCACGUGUGUCGAGAUGCUGAUUAACGAGCAGAUUAAGAGUUACAAUGAGAAGAUGGAGGAGAUCGAGCAGCUGGAGUUUGCAGAGGCGCUGGCUAAGAACCAGCUCAAACUGAAGAGGAACAACACGCACUGGCAUUUACCUCUCAGAUUUACCUCUCCAUACAAAGGGGUUGCGGUGCGGGAGAAGCCGUCGUCCAACCUGUGUGCCGUUCCCGAGAAUGAACCCCUGGACUCCGACACGGAGGAGAGGAACCUAGAGGAGCAGAUCAAGUCCAUCAAACAGGAGAAAGAGGAGCUGGCCUGCAGGCUGCCAGACAUGGAGCAGCCUGGUUCAGAUCAGGAGAACCAGGACUCUGAGGCGUCUGCCAGCUCGGACAGCCUGCUCGACGAGCGAGCACUGGGCUUGGACAUGGAAGUUAAAACAGUAGCCGUGCCAAGAACCCCAAACCCAGCUUGCUCUGCUAAAGCCACGAGCUCUCCCUCGACCCAGUGUGCUCCGCUCGGGGGAGUCUCCUCUCCUACCAGAUCCACCCCCAGAGACCAGCUGCAGCGCCGGCUCCCCAUCAUCCCACGCACGGUGCGCCUGCCACCCGGUGUCCUGACCCACCCUGCCGUCCAGUCCCUGCCCCCCCGCAAGGCCAAGUCUCUCACGCUCGUGCAGAGGCGGACGCAGCCAAGCAGGCGCAAAGACAGCGUCCAGUCGCUCUUCGUCGGCCCGGGGGCCGAGCUCUUCUUCCCUCCCGUGUAGGACAUGCCCUCCGCCAGUGUGGAGAACCUCCUCUCCUCCGCCUGCCACUUUUCAGACCCCGACACUACUCGCAUGAAAGGAGACCUUUGAUCUUUGACCAGCAGGUGCUCGACCAGCAGCUCUCGCUCUCUUGGGGGGGGGGGGGGACACGUAGGACCUUGUGGGUUGCUUUGUGCAACAACUGCUCUCGAACUCGGCCAAGCUUUCCAUUAUCAUAAGUGAUGCCUCUCUGUGCACUUUUUGCCAUUACUGUGUCUAGGUAGGAUUUUAAAAGACUCCUUUUUAAAGCUAAUAUUUGCGUUGCAGCCACAUUGGUGCAGAUAAACUUGUUUUACGCCUUAUGUUUUGCUUUUACAUGGCAAGUUGUAUGUUGCACCUUUCUGUCUCUUUCAUGGAUCCAUUAAACACCAACCCCAAAAAAGAAGGUUUGAACAAAAAGAUCUUGCCUUGGGGUUGCUGUAGGAACGUUUCUGUUUCCAGUAUACAGAGACCAGUAUGAGGGCACAGACACUUUGUAGAUGCCUUUUCACUUACAACACUUCCAGACAAAAAAAAUCAUGAAAAAAGGACCAGACACUUCAUGUCCUGCAGGGGGCGAACACCCACCGUGAAGUAGCCCGUGAGGUUGAAUAGAUCUUUUUAGCCUGCAGGGAAACUAGAGCUGCACAAGCCACUUUUCUCUCAGACUGAUGUGGAGUGAACCGCACCGAGGUGUGUGGCGUGGCCUUCGUGGAUAUUUCUGUGCGGAAUGAAACACAUGAAGAACACACACACAUUCCCUUUGAACUCCUUAAGCGCUUUCUUCCUUCUUUAGUUUGCUCCCGUAGUAAACAGUAGGACUCUCGGCGUAAGAACAUCCAUUUCUGAAGAGCUGCCUCAGAAGGCUGUCCUAGGAUGCUAUAGCCGCUGGUAUUUACUAACAUCACAUAUAAACCUGCUGGUGUGUAUAGUUCUGCGUAGAACUGUAAUGAUCGCGUGCCUAUCUGACUGGAAAGGAAUGAAUGAUUGAUUGAGAAUUAUUCUGUUUUAAAGGACUACAACCAUAUCUGUUUGCCUUUUGCUUCAAUUUGUACUCGAGUCACUGAUUCCCAUUUAAAGGACAGAUUGAACUAAUUAUUUUCUUACAAUACAAUUUGUACUGGCUGCA